GUUUUGUUGAUAAAACUUAUUCUAUAAAAUUCUACUGAUAAUUCGGUUUCUUUAUAAGCAAAAUUUUAUUCAAUCGAUGCAUAUUGCAUCUACUAACACAAAAUGAAUAAGGUCUUAAUUUGUUUGUACAUUUGUACCAUUAGUUUCGUAAAUGCAAAACCCCAAGGUUCGAUAGAUUUGGAGACACAGCAAAAAAAUAUAGUAUGUUAUUUUGCUAGUUGGACAGUAUACAGGACGGGAAAAGGAACGUUUAACGUAAAUAAUAUCGAUUCAAGUCUUUGUACCCAUAUCAACUUCGCCUUUGUUGGACUUAACGCUGAUGCUACCAUUCAUGUUUUGGAUCCUUGGGAAUCCAGUGAUCCUUCUGGUUUCAAUGGGUUUAAAAACAUAGUGGCCUUAAAAAAAAACAAUCCCAAUUUAAAAGUAUUGCUCAGCAUGGGUGGAUGGAAUGAAGGAUCUGCUAUAUACUCAGACGUUGCUUCUGAUCCAGUAAGAAGAAGAAAACUCGCCGAAAACGUUUUGCAAUUUCUUCAACAAUGGGGUUUUGAUGGAUUCGACAUUGAUUGGGAAUACCCUGGAUAUAGGGGUGGAAAUAUAAUUAUUGAUAGGGAUGAUUUUACUGAACUUUUGAGGGAUUUAAGCUCCACUCUCAAACCAAAUGGCUACCUAUUGACUGCCGCUGUAAGUGGAUCAGUUGAUAAAAUAGAUACUGCGUAUGACGUAAAAGGAAUUAAUGAAAUACUGGAUAUGAUUAACGUAAUGGUUUACGACUACCACGGGCAGGAUUAUGAAAUGUUUGUGGGUCAUGUAUCACCAUUAUAUGCCUCUUCGUUAGAUUUACAACAUGACAAAAAUGCAACUAGCAAUGUGAAAAGUGGAAUGGAAUAUUGGAUUUCCCAUGGCGGGGUUGCUGCAAAACUUAAUCUUGGUAUUGUAACUUAUGGAAGGACGUUCACUUUAGCUGAUCCUACAAAUUAUUCGUUAUAUGCUCCCACUGUAGGCGGAGGAUUAGUUGGACCAUAUACUCAACAAAUUGGUAUACUAGGAUACAAUGAGAUUUGUGAAUACCAUCUACGUACAAACUAUUAUUGGGACGAUGAGCAGAAAGUACCACACAGAGUUUGGGGCAAUCAGUGGGUUGGAUUUGAAGACAAACGGUCCAUAGAAUUUAAAACUAAGUUUGCUAUUGAUCAUCAAUUGGGAGGAGUGAUGGUGUGGUCUUUGGAUACUGACGAUUUUAGAAAUACAUGUAGAGGUGGCGCAUAUCCUUUAUUAAAUGCUGUUAAAAAAGGAUUGUACGCACUUUCAUAAUAAACUUAGUGUUUUAUAGGGAAAUAUUAGUUAAAUAAAUUAUAUAAUUAUAUAUUUUUUGUACUUUUAUAUUAUUUAAUAAAUUUAUAAAAUUU
Psylliodes chrysocephalus is the source of this 1406-nucleotide messenger RNA. The record is from the annotation of a GenBank genome assembly. Lineage: Eukaryota; Metazoa; Arthropoda; Insecta; Coleoptera; Chrysomelidae.